Molecule: messenger RNA, 3901 nt
Organism: Gadus macrocephalus (Pacific cod)
Lineage: Eukaryota; Metazoa; Chordata; Actinopteri; Gadiformes; Gadidae
Product: trafficking protein particle complex subunit 14-like
Exons: 13
Coding region: 147-1973 (608 amino acids)
Biological process (GO): cilium assembly
Cellular component (GO): TRAPPII protein complex
Molecular function (GO): alpha-tubulin binding
Source: RefSeq, a predicted model, not a curated record
UGGUCUGGGGAAACAUCCAAUCAGAGAAAGGAGAUGCUGAAGCAGGCAGCGACUCUGAACAUCGCCAUCCUUAUCAAAGAGGUCUCCAAUAGAUUCUCCGUCUCCAGGUCGUUUUGACAGGAAAGGGACGUAUACUUAGCGUCGAAAUGGUGCAAAUGAUGGAGUCGCAAUGCGAGUACUUUAUGUAUUUUCCUGCGGUCCCCAUCUCAGACCUAUCGGACCCGGCCCGCUACAGAACGCUCCCCCGGAGGAGUCAUCUGUACCUGGGCGAGACUGUGCGCUUCCUUCUGGUGCUGCGGUGCAAAGACGUUCCUUCUGGAGGGACGCCGACGGAUCUUCUGGGGGGCGCCGCAGGACUGGGCUUCGGCAGCGAGACCGCCAGCGGCCGGGCAUGGAGGGAGCUGGCCGGCUCUCUGUGCGCCGUCGCAAGCGUCAGCCCCGGCGAGGGCAGCCGCCAUCGCUCUCACCAGGUCCCGCAUCACCACGACUACGACGGCAGAGGCGCCGAGGAUCCGGAGGAGGACUACAUGGCGGUGGCGGAGGCGGCCAUCGCGGCGCUGGGCAGCAGAGUGGACCCCCGGUGCCGCGGUUUCCGCGACUGCAAACCGCUGCUCAUCCAUAACUCGAUGGGCAGCGGGGAGCGGGAGUUCCGCAGGGCGCCUGUGCAGUCUCCGCUGGACGAGCCCGUAGUAUUGAGCGAUGAGGUGAUCUUCCCUCUUACAGUAUCGCUGGACAGACUUCCUGUGAACACUCUGAAGGUCAAGGUGAUGGUUACAGUGUGGAAGAAGGAAGCAGAGAAUGCAGAGGUGGAGGAGCAGGGCUACCUGAGCAUCCUCCAGCAGCGGGUCCCCACACACACCUUCAGACACGACCUCAACACCUUUAAAGCACAGGUGAGCACCACCCUGACGGUGCUGCCUCCUCCGACCGUGCGCUGUAAGCAGAUGACCGUCUCGGGGAAGCACCUGACCGUGCUGAAGGUGCUCAACGAGUCCUCCCAGGAGGAGGUGAGCGUGAGGGACGUCCGGAUAAUGCCCAACCUCAACUCCUCCUACCUGCCCAUGAUGCCCGACGGCUCGGUCAUGCUGGUGGACAACGUGUGCCACCAGUCAGAAGAGGUAGGCAUGGCCUCCUUCUGCAAGAUGGAGAGCGCCACCUCCAGUUUACCCAGCAUGCUCAGCACUCUGGAGGAACACGACUUCCUGUUUCAGCUGCACCUCAACGACUGUCCACAGGAUGACUCCAAAGAGGGGCUUGAGGUUCCCCUGGUCGCUGUGCUGCAGUGGUCCACGGCCAAGAUGCCCUUCACCAACUGUAUCUACACCCACUACAGGUUACCCAGCCUCCGCCUGGACCGCCCUCGCUUCGUGAUGACGGCCAGCUGCCCGAGCUCCGUCAGGGUGAAGGAGCACUUCAGGGUCAAGUACGUCCUGCUCAACAACCUGCAGGACUUCCUCGCCGUGAGACUGGUCUGGACACCGGACGGCCGGGGUCACUGUGAUGAUGCGGACCUGAGCGCCGUGGUGUGCCACACCCCCCUGAGUAACCUGGGCCACUGCCGCCGGGGCAGCACCCUGUCCUUCACCGUGGCCUUCCAGAUCCUCAAGCCCGGCCUGUACGAGCUGAGUCAGCACAUGAAGCUGAAGCUGCAGUUCACCGCCUCAGUGACCAACCCGCCCCCUGAUGCCCGCCCACUCUCACGGAAGAACAGCCCCUCCAGCCCGGCGGUGAGGGACCUGCUGGACCGCCACCAGGCCAGCCUGGGCCGCUCGCAGUCCUUCUCCCACCAGCAGCCGUCCCGCUCACACAUCAUGAGGACGGGCAGUGCCAUGGAGCGGCGCGCUAUAACCCCUCCUGUGGGCUCCCCCGUGGGGAGACCGCUGUACCUGCCCCCCCCAGACAAGGCGCUGCUCUCCCUGGACAAGAUCGCCAAGAGAGAGUGCAAGGUCCUGGUGCUGGAGCCCAUCUGCUGAGAGACGGACGGGGGGAGGAGGAGAGCGCUGGAGCGAGAGGGAGAGAGACGGGGAAACAGGAGUUAAACAGGAAGUAGAUUGAGGGACCGAAGGCAAAAUAGCAGAAUACGUAUCAAGUACAAAGUGUAUAAAAGUAACUGCUAGGUGGGGAAAAUAGACAAAAGGUCAUAUUGAGUUGGUUUAACACAAGAGAACAGGAGAUGACAUCUGGGGAUUCAGCAAAGUGUUGUUGAACAGGUCAGUCCUUAUCUAAAGACUGUCCAACGGGACAGUCCUUAACUACAGACUGUUCAACAGGACAGUCCUUAACUAUGGACUGUCCAACAGGACAGUCCUUAACUAAAGACUGUUUAACAGGACAGUCCUUAACUAAAGACUGUCCAAUAGGACAGUCCUUAACUUAAGACAAAGGCUGUGUCUCAAUGUUGAGGAGGCUUCCUUUAACCUCAGGACCUAUAAAGGGAAAGUCCUUGUUAGGGAGCUACUUUGUGAAAGUACUUGAAUGAGGCUGCAGAUUAGCAGCACCUGACAACCCAAAAAUUCACUUUGGCCGUUUGUGUCUAUUUACUGACUGUCCAAGUCCCUAUGCUAGCUGUUCAUAUACAGUUGUCUUGAAAUAAUGAAGUAACAAUAACCUAACAUGUUCGAUUGACAAAUAGGUAAUCAUGCCUUGACGUGAUAAUUGUGAUAAUUUAAAAGACAGAUUCCUUGUGCCGCAUGGUCUCAGGGGAUAUCCUCCACCGACCGAGUAGCCUUCCCACGCUUCCUUGAAGCUUGCCCUAACCUGGCACCUAGGUAGGAUGUUUCCUCUGCUUCUUACUGUAUUGGAAUAUACGUCGCAACUCAGCAACUCAGACACGGACAAAGUGUGGGCUACCCUUUCCAAGCUGCUGCUCACCAGCAGGAAGGAGAACCAUCAAGUGAGCUCAGGAGAUUGACCUGUUCCUAACGCUGGUCCCCCCUGAACCCAGACAUCCCUAGGACAUGAGGAGGCUCUGAGAACACAUUUUAUAGAAGGUGUCUUAAUCGGCCCUAAACCAGAAGACAUCCACUAAUUAGUAGAACACUGUGAUCCACUAAUUAGUAAAACACUGUGAUCCACUAAUUAGUAGAACACUGUGAUCCACUAAUUAGUAAAACACUGUGAUCCACUAAUUAGUAGAACACUGUGAUCCACUAAUUAUUAAAACAAUAUUAUCCACUAAUUAUGAAACACUAUGGAUAGAUUGAAACAGCCAAAUCAAUGUUGAACAUUCAGCAACAAGAGGCAUGAGAUAAGAGGUGUUUUAUUAAUUAAUUGAAUCAUGUAUUUACUUGUAUUAUAAUUUAUAUAUUUAUUUAUAUUCUAUUUUAUUUAUUAAUAAACAAUCAUUAUAGAGAACUGCUUAACUUUAUUUUGUGAGAUUUUGUAGGAUUUCUUCUGUAGGUGAGCUGAGGGUUUAAUUGGGCGCCUUUUACGACCUUUGAUGUCUUUCAGAAAGUAUUGAGGGUAACAUACAUGGUGAACGACGUGCUUGUGUUACAAAUGUAUUAUUUAGCUGGAGUUGACUCUCUGAAGCUCUCGUGUUCUGCCCAUGAGAGCUGACAACCCCUUACUGGUAACAUAACAUAAUUGGCAUGUUAUGCAAAUAGGAGGUUAAAGUAUUGUACUUUGUGCAGCAUUCAAUAGUGUUGUUGUACCGUAAUCACAUUGUUUUCAGGAAUACCAUUUUUAGACAAAUGUCUGAUGAUAUAAAAACAAGUAAAUGAAAGCAGAACGAAUGAUGAAUGGAGAACUGUCUGUUCCUCUUGACAAGUUGUAGACGAUUCAGUUGUAAAUAUACACAUUUCAUUCGAAAGCUGGUGUUUUUAUUUCAGUCGUCGUACCACCCACACAAUCAUGAACAGCUACCAUUCAACUGAACUCAUACCAUCAUUUUCCUUCUUUA